Molecule: messenger RNA, 1761 nt
Organism: Aspergillus nidulans FGSC A4
Lineage: Eukaryota; Fungi; Ascomycota; Eurotiomycetes; Eurotiales; Aspergillaceae
Product: SANT/Myb-like DNA-binding domain-containing protein
Exons: 3
Coding region: 1-1761 (586 amino acids)
Biological process (GO): DNA repair; chromatin remodeling
Cellular component (GO): nucleus; chromosome; NuA4 histone acetyltransferase complex
Source: RefSeq, a predicted model, not a curated record
AUGGCUGCCGCCGAUGUCCGCGACAUGCUCGACUUGCCCGCGGAGGGCCAACCGCGGCCUCAUAAAAAGCAGAAGGUCGUGGAAAAGAGGCCAGAGGGCAUCACCCGCGAGCUCUUUGCUCUUUUAGGAGAACGAGCACCUCCGAUCGCAAUCAACGAGAAUAGAUACAAGGGUCGGCCGAAAUGGCAGACGAAAGCUCGUGUACGGCCUUGCGCACGAUCGGACGACCUUGUGCUACGGCACUGGCAGAGAGAGCCCGAAUCGACGAAUAUACCGGCUAUCGAAGACACCAGAGCAGAGGGAGAGACGAAAGAGCAAGGAGAACACAAAACUGCCGACCGAGAAUACCCAUUUGCGAAAUAUAACAUCAAACUGAAGUUUUCCAACCGGUACACUACGGACGAAUAUAACCGCCAUCUGAGGAGCGAAGAUUGGUCGCGAGAAGAGACAGACUAUUUGAUGGAUUUGGUCGAGGAGUAUGAUCUCCGCUGGGUGGUGAUUGCCGAUCGAUACGACUUCCAACCGCAACGCGUCGAUAAUACAGAAGAGACCUCAAGCGCACUGGUACCUAGCAAACAGUUCAGAACGAUGGAGCAGAUGAAAGCCCGCUACUAUUUCGUCGCCGCCUCAAUGCUCGCACUGGAACACCCACCCUCCGAAAUGUCCGAGGCGGAAUUCGAUCUGCACGAAAGGAUGAUGAAGUUCGAUCCUGAGCGCGAACGCCACCGCAAAGAACUCGCCGCCCUCCAGCUAAACCGCACAGCCGACGAAGUCCGUGAGGAAACCGUCCUCCUAGAAGAGCUCAAGAGGAUCACAGCCAACGAGCAGGAAUUCGUCACCGAACGCCGAGAACUCUACUCCCGCCUCGACGUCCCCAUCAGCGUCAGUAACGCUACAAACUACCACAACAGCCAGGGCCUCUCCCAUCUCCUCCAAACACUCCUUCAAGCUGACAAAAGCAAAAAACGCCGCUCCAUACUCGGCCCCGAUGGUAUCGCUCCCACAUCCGGCGGCCAAACCCCCACUAUUCCCAACGCCCCGGGUAGCGCCCGCGACAGCAGCAGAGCAGACACUCCCAACGGCGGAACCACACAAUCUACAACGACGAAGAAGGCCGCCGCUGCAGCCAACAGAGAAGCAGCGCAACAAGCAAUCCGCACUCUCACACCCGCCGAAGAAGCCCGAUACGGCGUGCAGCACCACGACCGUCUUGCACCAGGAGUGCAAUUUCGGAGCGACCGCGCGCAAAAGCUCACACAGGCGAAAUCCCACGUACAGACUCAGAAACUUGCCUCUGCACUUGCUGAGCUCGAGGUACCACUUCGUCUGUUCAUGCCGACAGAGCGCGUUGUGAAAGAAUUUGAGAAACUGAUUCACUCCGUGAAUCUUUUGCUGGAUGCCCGCAAGGUCGCUGAGAAGGUGGAGAGUGAAAUUCGUGUGUUGGAGGCAGCGAAGGAGGAGCGGGAACGCAAGGCGAAGGAGUUAAGGGAGAAAGACAAGCCUGAAGUCAAGUCGGAGCAGCAGGAUAAUGAUGUUCCCAUCCCACCAGCGCCUGCACCUGUUGCCGCGGGUGAUGCUUCACAGACUGGGCAACCUGCCAAAACGAAUGAAGGACAAGCAGAACUGAAUGGUUCAUCUACUACCAAUAAUGUUGCUGAUAGUGAGCCGUCUACGCAAGAGCAAGAGGGCGUCUCGCAUAAGCGUUCUGCUAGCGUGCUCAGUAAUGGGAGCGACAAAAGCUCGAAGCGGCAGAAGAAAUGA